AUGGGCCUGCUCCCUGAGUUCGACGAUCGACACAUCGAAGCUGAGCAGCAGGAAUACCACCCGUACGAGUAUCAGACUGAGAACAAUGACUCGUGGGCUGGUGCCUUGCCGGUGAAGCAGGGUCUUUACGACCCGGCUUAUGAACGAGAUGCCUGUGGUGUCGGUUUCGCUUGCCACAUCAAGGGCAAGCCGAGCCACAAGAUUGUUAGCGAUGCUCGCAAUCUGCUGUGCAACAUGACCCAUCGUGGAGCCGUGGGAUCUGAUGCACGAGAUGGUGACGGAGCUGGUGUCAUGACAUCUAUCCCUCACAGGUUCUUCAUCAAGAACUUUGAGAAGGAGCAGGACAUCAAGUUGCCGCCUCCUGGCCAAUACGCUGUAGGAAACUUGUUUUUCAAGCCCGACGAAGAGACUCUUGAAGAGUCCCAGAGGCAACUGGAAGAUGUUGCCGAGUCGUUGGGCCUUCGGGUCCUGGGAUGGCGAAGGCCUCCUGUCGACUCGACACUGCUUGGCCCUGCGGCAAAGUCCCGUGAGCCCAUCAUUGCUCAGCCCUUUGUCGUUCUCACCUCUGCCUAUGGUUCUGGUACCGUGCCAGAGAUGACCGACCCGGAGAAGUUUGACGAGAGAUUGUUCGAGCGACAGCUUUAUGUUCUCCGAAAACGGGCUACUCACACUAUUGGCCUGAAAAAUUGGUUCUAUCUUUGCUCCUUGUCUAACAAGAACAUUGUUUACAAGGGCCAACUCUCUCCAGUCCAAGUCUACUCGUACUACCAUGACCUGGUCAAUGCCGACUACGAAGCUCACUUUGCUCUCGUCCACUCUCGAUUUUCCACAAACACCUUCCCUUCAUGGGACAGAGCGCAGCCUCUGCGGUGGGCUGCCCACAAUGGUGAAAUCAAUACUUUGAGAGGCAACAAGAACUGGAUGCGUGCUCGUGAGGGUGUCAUGAACUCUGACAUCUUCAAGGAAGAGUUGGAGCAAAUGUACCCUAUUGUCGAGGACGGCGGAUCCGACUCUGCAGCCUUUGAUAAUGUGCUUGAGCUUCUCACCAUCAAUGGUGUGCUCUCACUGCCUGAAGCUGUCAUGCUCAUGGUCCCCGAAGCCUGGCAAGGAAAUGACCAGAUGGACCCCAAGAAAGCUGCUUUCUAUGAGUGGGCCGCUUGCCAGAUGGAGCCUUGGGAUGGCCCUGCUUUGUUCACCUUUGCCGACGGCCGCUACUGCGGUGCCAAUCUGGACAGAAACGGUCUCCGCCCUUGCAGAUUCUAUGUCAUGGAUGAUGACCGCAUCAUUUGCGCAUCUGAAGUCGGCACCAUCCCCGUUGAGCCCGAGAGUGUCAUCCAGAAAGGCAGAUUGCAGCCCGGAAGAAUGUUGCUCGUUGAUACCAAGGCUGGCCGAAUUAUCGAUGACAAGGAACUCAAGGCUGCUGUUGCCAACCGCCACGAUUUCCGCUCCUGGUUGAGCAAGGAACUUCUCACCAUGCCCAAGCUUCUGGAGAAGCUCGAGACUGCCUUGGAUCUUUCUCCCAAGCUAGACGCUACACACCUUCAAGAGGACCCUCUUCUGUUGUCUUUUGGAUAUACACACGAGCAGGUCAGCUUGCUUCUUGCUCCUAUGGCAGCUGAUGAGAAGGAAGCUUUGGGCUCCAUGGGCAACGAUGCCCCCCUGGCUUGUCUAACACCUUCUCCUCGACUGCUGUAUGACUACUUUAGACAGCUCUUUGCCCAGGUUACCAACCCCCCGAUUGAUCCUAUCCGAGAGUCCAUUGUCAUGUCUCUGGAGUGCUAUGUUGGGCCUCAGGGAAACCUUUUGGAAAUGGAUCCCUCUCAGUGUGGCCGUCUGCUGCUUCCCAGCCCCAUCCUCUCCAUUCCGGAAUUCAAUGCUAUCAACAACAUGGCAUCUGUUCACUCCGAAUGGACUGUCAAGACUAUUGACUUGACAUUCCCCAAAUCCCAAGGCGUUGAGGGCUACAUCAGCCACCUUGAUGAAAUUUGCAACGAGGCCACUGCUGCCAUUGAAGCCCGCGAUAGAAUCAUCGUUCUUUCCGACCGCAAAACUUCGGCUGAUCGGGUUCCCGUCUCUGCUGCGCUUGCUUCCGCUAUGGUGCACCAUCAUCUUGUCAGCAAUAAAUGGCGCUCUAUGGCCGCUCUAGUGGUGGAGACUGCCGAAGCCCGCGAGGUCCAUCACAUGUGUGUACUUCUUGGUUAUGGUGCCGACGCUGUCAACCCUUACCUGGCCAUGGAGUGUGUCCUGAAACUGAACCGCGAGGGAUUGAUCAAGAAGAAGCUCUCCGACGAAGCCCUUAUCCGCAACUACAUCCACUCUUGCGAUGGUGGAAUUUUGAAGGUCAUGAGCAAAAUGGGCAUCUCGACUCUCGCUUCUUACAAGGGUGCGCAGAUUUUUGAGGCACUUGGUCUUGAUGAGUCUGUCGUUGAGCGCUGCUUCAGGGGCACUGCUUCGCGUAUCCAGGGGUUGACCUUUGAGCUGAUCGCCGAGGACGCCUUCCGGUUCCAUGAGCGUGGAUUCCCCUCCCGGUACACUGUCGGCAUCAAGGCCCUUCCUGAGUCUGGUGAAUACCACUGGCGAGAUGGUGGUGAGCCUCAUAUUAACAGUCCUGCCGCUAUUGCCAACAUUCAAGACGCUGUCCGAAACAAGAACGACAAGUCAUAUGAAGCCUACUCCAAGGCUGAGUACGAGCAGAUCAAAAACUGUACUCUUCGUGGUCUCUUGGACUUUAACUUCGAGGAUGCCACUCCCGUGCCAAUUGAUCAGGUUGAGCCGUGGACUGAGAUUGUCCGACGUUUCUGCACCGGUGCCAUGUCCUAUGGCUCUAUUUCCAUGGAGUCUCACUCCACCUUGGCUGUCGCAAUGAACAGACUCGGCGGCAAGUCCAAUACUGGUGAAGGUGGUGAGGAUCCCGAACGAUCUGAGCGCAUGCCCAACGGUGACACCAUGCGAUCUGCCAUCAAGCAGGUUGCCUCUGGUCGUUUCGGUGUCACAUCCGCCUACCUUGCCGACUCUGAUGAACUGCAGAUCAAGAUGGCCCAGGGUGCCAAGCCUGGUGAAGGUGGUGAGCUACCGGGCCACAAGGUCUCCAAGUCCAUUGCUCGCACCCGUCACUCUACGCCUGGUGUCGGUCUUAUCUCCCCUCCUCCUCACCACGAUAUUUACUCUAUUGAGGAUCUCAAGCAGCUCAUCUACGACUUGAAGUGCUCCAGCCCCCGAUCGCGAGUGUCCGUCAAACUUGUUUCCGAGGUUGGUGUUGGUAUUGUUGCCUCUGGUGUCGCCAAGGCCAAGGCUGACCAUAUCCUCAUCUCCGGCCACGAUGGUGGUACUGGUGCUUCUCGAUGGACUGGUAUCAAAUAUGCCGGCCUCCCUUGGGAAUUGGGUCUGGCCGAAACCCACCAGACUCUUGUCCUUAACGACCUCCGUGGCCGUGUCGUUGUUCAGACCGAUGGUCAGCUGCGAACCGGACGUGAUGUUGCCAUUGCUUGCUUGCUUGGUGCAGAGGAAUGGGGUUUCGCCACUGCUCCUCUUAUUGCCAUGGGUUGCGUCUUUAUGCGUAAAUGCCACCUGAACACCUGCCCUGUUGGCAUUGCCACCCAGGAUCCCGAGCUGCGAAAGAAAUUCCAGGGUACCCCUGAGCAUGUCAUCAACUUCUUCUAUUACGUCGCCAAUGAGCUUCGAGCCAUCAUGGCCCAGCUUGGUUUCCGUACCAUCAAUGAGAUGGUGGGCCAUGUUGAACACUUACGGAUGCGUGAUGACCUCCGCACCCACAAGACUGCCAACAUUGACUUGUCACUCCUCCUGACGCCCGCCCAUAAGCUUCGACCUGGUGUCGCCACUUUCAAUGUUCGAAAGCAAGACCACAAGCUCUACGUCCGCCUUGACAACAAGCUUAUCUCGGAAGCUGAGUUGACUCUCGACAAGGGCCUGCCAUCCAGAAUCGAGUGUGACAUUGUCAACACCGACCGGGCCAUGGGCACAUCUCUAUCGUAUCAGAUCUCCAAGAGGUAUGGUGAGGCUGGCUUGCCCAUGGACACGGUUCACGUCAACAUCAAGGGCUCUGCAGGGCAGUCCUUUGGUGCCUUCCUCGCACCCGGUGUCACCCUGGAGCUUGAGGGUGAUGCCAAUGAUUACGUCGGCAAAGGUCUUUCUGGCGGUCGCCUGAUUGUCUACCCCCCUCGCAAUGCAGUGUUCAAGGCCGAAGAGAACAUUCUGGUUGGUAAUGUGUGUCUUUACGGUGCCACCACCGGAACCUGCUUCUUCCGCGGUAUUGCUGCUGAGCGAUUUGCCGUCCGUAACUCAGGCGCUACGGCGGUUGUGGAGGGUGUCGGUGACCACGGUUGUGAGUACAUGACCGGUGGUCGAAUCGUCAUCUUGGGACGCACUGGACGCAACUUUGCUGCUGGUAUGUCUGGUGGUAUUGCCUACGUGCUCGAUAUCCACAACGACUUCCACUCCAAGCUCAACACGGAAAUGGUUGAAGCCAGCCCGAUUACCGAUCCCGCUGAAAUUGCCUUUGUUCGCGGCCUCAUCGAGGAUCACCACCACUACACCGGAUCUGAGCUUGCUGCUCGUAUCUUGGUCGACUUUAACCGUGCCCUUCCUCGAUUUGUCAAGGUCCUCCCGGUCGACUAUAAGCGAGUUCUUGAGGAGGAGGCUGCCAAGGCUGCUGAGGCUAAGCGCGCCGAGUACAACCUUCCGAUUGUGUCUGGCGUGAAGCACAAGAAGGAUGAGAAGGCCGCCAAGUUGCAGGAUUUGGAGGAGGCUAUUGGUGACGCCAAGGCUGAGAAGAAGAGAGCCUUGGUGCUUGACAAGACCAAAGGCUUCAUGAAGUACGCUCGUCGCUCCGAGAAGUACCGCGCUGCUUCCACCCGUACAAAGGAUUGGGCCGAACUCAGCUCUCGUCUUGACCAAGAUGAGCUCAAGUAUCAGGCCGCUCGCUGCAUGGACUGUGGUGUUCCGUUCUGUCAGUCUGAGACGGGCUGCCCCAUCUCCAACAUUAUUCCCAAAUGGAACGAAUUAUUGUUUCAGGGCCAAUGGAAGGACGCUCUGAACCGCCUUCUCAUGACCAACAACUUCCCCGAGUUCACUGGUCGUGUGUGUCCUGCUCCUUGUGAAGGUGCUUGCGUUCUCGGCAUCAACGAAGACCCUGUUGGUAUCAAGUCUAUCGAGUGCGCCAUCAUCGACCGUGGAUUUGAGAUGGGCUGGAUGAUUCCUCGUCCACCCGAGGUGCGCACUGGCAAGAGCAUUGCCGUAAUCGGAUCCGGUCCUGCUGGUCUUGCUGCUGCUGACCAGCUUAACCGUGCCGGCCACAGCGUCACCGUCUAUGAGCGUGCCGACCGUCUCGGUGGUCUUCUGAUGUACGGUAUCCCCAAUAUGAAGCUUGACAAGCGAAUUGUCAAGCGUCGUACCGAUUUCAUGGCCGCUGAGGGCAUCAAUUUCAAGACCGGCGUUGCUGUUGGUGAAGAUGGCCACCCAUCGUUGUCUGAGCUUCGGGCCGCCAAUGACGCCGUCAUCAUUGCCACUGGUGCAACUGUUGCCCGUGAUUUGCCUAUCAAGGGUCGUGAGCUCGAUGGCAUUCACUAUGCCAUGGAGUUCUUGCACAAGAACACCAAGUCCCUCUUGGACUCGGAGCUGGUUGACAACGCCUACAUCUCGGCCAAGGACAAGCACGUUGUCGUUAUUGGUGGUGGUGAUACGGGCAAUGACUGCAUUGGUACUUCAGUUCGUCACGGUGCCAAGUCUGUCACCAACUUUGAGCUUCUGCCUCAGCCUCCCCCAGAGCGAGCCAGCGAUAACCCUUGGCCACAGUGGCCCCGUAUUUACCGCGUUGACUACGGCCACACUGAGGUUCGCCAGCACACUGGCAAGGACCCCCGUGAGUAUUGCAUCAUGUCCGAGGAAUUCGUCGACGAUGGCAGCGGCAAGGUCAAGGGUAUCAACACCAUUCGCGUGGAGUGGACCAAAUCUCCCAGCGGUGGUUGGGACAUGAAGAAGGUGGACGGAUCUCAGCAGUUCUUCCCUGCCGACCUCGUCCUCUUGGCUAUGGGUUUCCUCGGACCCGAGGCUCGUGUCUUGGGCGACGAGAUUGAAAAGGAUGCCCGUAAGAACGUCAAGACUCCUGCAGGCAAAUACUGCACCAAUGUGGAGGGCGUGUUUGCUGCUGGUGACGCCCGCCGUGGACAGUCUCUCAUUGUUUGGGGUAUCAAUGAGGGCCGCAUGGCUGCUCGUGAGGUUGAUCUGUACCUUGAAAAGAGCACCAACCUCCCCGUUACUGGAGGUAUCGUCAAGCGCACUGCCCAGGAGAUUCUGGGCCGUGUUGUCGAAGUCAAAUAA
Pochonia chlamydosporia 170 is the source of this 6336-nucleotide messenger RNA. Its product is annotated as glutamate synthase precursor. The transcript has 5 exons. Bases 1 to 6336 code for a protein of 2111 amino acids. NCBI's taxonomy places the organism in Eukaryota, Fungi, Ascomycota, Sordariomycetes, Hypocreales, Clavicipitaceae. Gene Ontology annotation, molecular function: flavin adenine dinucleotide binding; FMN binding; iron ion binding. The record is from RefSeq and is a predicted model, not a curated record.